AUGGACAGCGACACCGUCUCGCCGCAGUCGAAAAGUGAGGACGGUCCCGAGCAGAACAAACCACGCAUCAUUCCCGCAUGUCCAGAGCAGCACGACAUCACGCCAGUCACGCACGUGCACGAGCAGAGACUACACAUGCGAGUUCUGGCCGACGGCACGGACGCACGGCGCCAGCGCAACGUCGUAGCGGCACGUAAAAGUCGCGCAAAGAAAAGGCUGGAAAACGAGGUGCUCGAGAGCAAGGUCCUGGCGCUUGAGAAGAAGACCCGGGCGCUCGAGAUGCAAUGGUACAAUGAACCACCAGACCUACAAUCUAAGAUGGAAAAAUCGAGCGAGUUUGUCCGGACCUUUCGCUCCUUGUCUCGCAUGGAUGUAGCCUUAGUUGGCGGCAAGAACGCGUCGCUGGGUGAGAUGAUUAGCGCUCUUGAUAGCGAAGAAAUUGCCGUGCCACAUGGCUUUGCCACAACAUCCCACGCAUACUGGCAAUUUGUUGAGGUCAAUGGCAUCCGCAGCAGGCUUGAAGCUGCCAUUGACCACUGGCGCCAGGGCAAGACAAACCUGGUUGAUACGGGCCACACCAUCCGAUCCUUGUUCCUCGGGGGUUCCUGGCCAGGCCCGGUCGCGGCUGCGAUCGAGGCUGCUUAUCAUGACCUCGGGGCCAAGGCGGGGAUGGAUGGUCCGAGCGUUGCAGUCAGGUCAAGCGCCACAGCAGAGGAUCUCCCCACCGCAAGCUUUGCGGGGCAGCAAGAGUCGUACCUGAACAUACGCGGCGCCGAGGAACUACCGCGAAGCCACCACACGAGCGUGGCGCUCUCGGUUGGUGUGCAGCAUAUGGUCCGCGCGAACCGGGCAGGGGGCGGGGCGGGCGUCAUGUUCACGAUCGACCCCGAGAGUGGCUACGACCAAGUGGUUCUGAUCAACGCGUCUUGGGGACUAGGCGAGACUGUCGUGCAGGGCACUGUCGAUCCAGACGAGUACGAGGUGUUCAAACCACUGAUUGGUCGUGGGGCCGGUGUUUUCCCCGUGGUGAACAAGACGUGUGGAAGCAAGGCCAUCAAGAUGGUGUAUGGAGGCGAGGCAGAGACGGACGCCCCAACGACUAGUGUGCCGACGACCGCGGCCGAGCGUGCAAGCUUCGUGCUCAGCGAUCAUGAAAUCUUGCAGCUUGGACGAUGGGCAUGCGCGAUUGAGAGGCACUACGGCUGCGCCAUGGAUAUCGAAUGGGCGAGAGAUGGAGUUUCGGGCGACCUCUUCGUGGUCCAGGCGCGACCCGAGACGGUGCACUCGCAGAUGGGGCGGCCUGGCUCUUCUGGCGAAGUGGCUCAGACAUAUGUUGUCCGUGAGCCAGGACCGGUCCUGGCCACUGGACAUGCAAUCGGGACCGCCGCAGUAGCAGGUCGGGUCUGCCAUAUUGCGUCGGCUCGCCACAUGGACCGCUUCGUCGAUGGCUCCAUACUCGUCACCGAGUUCACAGACCCGGACUGGCUUGGCGUUCCCGCCAUUGUUGGCUGCGGCAAUGCCACCCGCGUGCUGCACCCCGGCCAGGACGUGACGGUGGAUUGCUCGCGGGGCACCACCGGUUACAUCCACGCCGGGCAGUCCCAGGUCGUGACGGAAAUCCUGGAUCUUGCGGCCCUCGGUCCGGCCCACACAAAAGUCAUGCUCAACCUGGCGGACCCUGCCGCGGCGUACCGCUGGUGGCGGCUGCCCCAUGACGGCGUGGGCCUCGCACGCAUGGAGUUUGUCAUCAGCAGCGUUAUCCAGGUGCACCCCAUGGCCCUACUUCACUACGAUGAGCUCCCCGAUGGCGACGACAAGCGACAAAUCGCCCGCCUGACUGCUGCGCCUGCCAUCAUUCGCAUGAGCGACUUCAAGACCAACGAGUAUGCACGCCUGCUCGGGGGCGCCAUCUUCGAGCCUGCCGAGGAAAACCCCAUGCUCGGUCUCCGCGGCGCGGCGCGCUACUACUCGCCCCGGUACAGGGACAGCUUUGGACUAGAGUGUCGUGCCAUCCAGCAACUCAGGGACCAUAUGGGCUUCACAAAUGCCAUUGCCAUGAUCCCGUUUUGCCGCACGGUGGACGAGGCGCAGAAAGUCCUCGAAAUCAUGGCUGGCCAUGGGCUCGGGAGGGAUCACGGCGUCAACAACCAAGAGCGCCUGCAGGUCUACGUCAUGUGUGAGGUUCCGUCCAAUGUGAUCCUCGCCAACGACUUCGCGGCCAUCUUUGAUGGGUUCUCGAUUGGGUCCAAUGAUCUAACCCAACUUACGCUAGGAGUUGACCGCGACUCCAGCGAGCUAGCGGCCCUUUUCGACGAGCAGGACCCGGCCGUCAAAUGGAUGAUCGAGCGGGUGAUCACGGCCGCCAGUGCGACGGAAACAAAGAUCGGCUUUUGUGGUCAAGCACCCAGUGACGACCCUACCUUUGCAAGGUUCCUCGUCAGUUUUGGGGAUCGAUUCCAUUUCCGGAGCCCAGAUAGCUUUGUGGCGGUCAAAAGAAACGUGGCCGAGGCGGAAGCGGCACGGAAGAGGCCGGGCACGCCAAAUGGGAGCUGACUUGGGCAUUGUUCUCCAUGGUGGGAUAUUGUUUGGUAGGCGCGAUGGCAGUUAUUCAUAAUUCAAGUCCGAUGUUGUCAGUUAUUAGCACUUGCAACUCAUGAACCCGGCUCUGUAUAGCCGAGCCUCACUGUUUCGUGCGCAUGGCAUGUAAGAUGCGGUGCUUGCUCGUAAUCACAUGUUGCGCGUCCGUUGUCGCUGCAAAGUGUGUCGACUGCCAAAUAUGCAGCCUUGUAUGACUGACUAGCUGCGGCCAAUGGGCACAGAAGGACCCCUCGGGAGGACAUGCAGCCGGAAUACGGCGGCGACCUGGA
Microdochium trichocladiopsis is the source of this 2867-nucleotide messenger RNA. RefSeq lists its product as uncharacterized. The transcript is spliced from 5 exons. Gene Ontology annotation, molecular function: pyruvate, water dikinase activity; ATP binding; DNA-binding transcription factor activity. Bases 1 to 2553 code for a protein of 850 amino acids. Gene Ontology annotation, biological process: phosphorylation; regulation of DNA-templated transcription; pyruvate metabolic process. The record is from RefSeq and is a predicted model, not a curated record. Lineage: Eukaryota; Fungi; Ascomycota; Sordariomycetes; Xylariales; Microdochiaceae.